Molecule: messenger RNA, 1334 nt
Organism: Lingula anatina
Lineage: Eukaryota; Metazoa; Brachiopoda; Lingulata; Lingulida; Lingulidae
Product: methyltransferase-like protein 27
Source: RefSeq, a predicted model, not a curated record
UAGAGUGAAAUAUGGCAUGGGAAUGGCUGAUCAAGAAAUGGCGAAAACUAUUUGCGAUAGUAAUUUUGCAGACAACACCAACAAUAUGGCACACCAAAAAGGCAUCAGUCCAGAAGAAAUGGUUGGAGUUUAUGAUGAAUGGGGAGAGAAUUAUGAUAAAAGCUUAGUUGGAUGUUAUAACGGACCAGCAAUAGCCACUAGUACUCUGGCAGCGUAUUUCGAGAAGCACAAACGAAGAGCAGUAUUCGUUUUGGAUGUGGCGGCAGGUACAGGGAAGGUAGGAGAACAGCUACAUCAGCACGGAUUUACUUCGAUUGACGGGUUAGACCCCUCUGAGGAAUUGUUGUCCAUAGCGGAAAGGAAAAACAUAUAUAGACGGUUAAUCCAUAGCUUCAUUACCCCAGAGCCCACUGUUGGUAUUCUACAUCAGCACGGAUUUACUUCGAUUGACGGGUUAGACCCCUCUAAGGAAUUGUUGUCCAUAGCGGAAAGGAAAAACAUAUAUAGACGGUUAAUCCAUAGCUUCAUUACCCCAGAGCCCACUGUUGGUAUUGAAUCAGACACCUACGAUGCCAUUGUCAUUUCUGGCGGAAUGGGAGAAGGGCAUAUAAAGUGUUCAGCUUUAAAUGAGAUGAUUCGAGUUGUAAAAAAAGGGGGUCUGAUAUGCAUUGUUAUGCGGGAAAACUACCUUGAUAAUGUGGAGGAAUACAAAGAUCGUCUGGAGCCAUACAUGAAGCAACUUGAAAUGGGAGGAAAGUGGGAAAAAGUUGAGCGUCGAAGAGUUCCGAAUUAUUCAUUCCAAAAUAAUGGAAUAGUUUUUCUUUACAAGGUGCUAUAAUUAAAACUUUUAACAGUACUUGACUGGAUACAUAUGUGGCAUUUAUUUUUGUGUGACGAAUUUAAGUUCGAUUUGUGGAUAGUACAUGUACCCGUGGCUCUUAUAAAAAUGGAUCAUCCUGCGGCCAUGAUUUUAUCCUUAUAGGUUAAAAAGAUAAAAAGAUACUAAGAUAAAAAAUAUGCAUAUGGAUUCGAAGAUUUUUCAUCAUGUGUUUAAUAACAUAGCAUAAAAAGCAAUACACAACGAAAAAAAAUUUUCUUCAUGUUUUUAAUAACAUAGCAUAAAAAGCAAUACACAACGAAAAAAAUUAAACCUUGACAACAUUACACAACAUAAAAAAAUCAUUCUUUAAAUGCUUGUAUCAAUACGUAAAAACUGCACGUGGUAAAAAUACUUUUGCAUUCAAAAUUUACAAAUAGGUGCUUAGCUGGACAGAAUAUUACUGGGGUGAAUUGCAAAGAAAUUCUAAAAUUCUUGGAGCUACAUGUAUCGUUCG